Messenger RNA from Neltuma alba, 1208 nucleotides. Its product is annotated as 2-oxoglutarate-Fe(II) type oxidoreductase hxnY-like. The transcript has 11 exons. NCBI's taxonomy places the organism in Eukaryota, Viridiplantae, Streptophyta, Magnoliopsida, Fabales, Fabaceae. The record is from RefSeq and is a predicted model, not a curated record. The coding region runs from base 22 to 999 and encodes 325 amino acids.
AAGGAUUAGAAAUGGGUGAGCAUGAAAGGAAUAAGCAGAAGCAAAAGAGUGGAGGAGGAGAUGCCGUCGGCAACGUUGAGUCUUCCUAUCGUUGAUCUGUCCUCGCCCGAUCGCCCUUCCACCGCCAAAUUGAUCCGCCAGGCAUGCAGUGAGCACGGGUUCUUCUACAUAGUGAACCAUGGGGUGGAGAAAGAGGUGCUUCUGAGUGUGUUUGAGGAGAGCAAGAACUUCUUCUCACUCCCAAUGCAGGAGAAAAUGAAAUACCCUCGCAAGGAACAUAGAGGUUACAAUCCCCUCCAUGCUGAGAAACUUGAUCCAACUUCUCCCUACAAAGGUGAUUCAAAAGAGAGCUUCUACAUCGGUCCUUUAGGAGAUCAUGCAACUGAGAAUCUGAAUCAAUGGCCUUCCAAUGAGCUACUUACAAAGUGGAGACCCACAAUGGAAUCACUUUAUUGGAAAGUCUUUGCGGCUGCAAAAGAGACAGUGUCUUUACUGGCCAUGUCUUUGAACCUGGAAGAUGAUUUCUUCGAGAAGACUGGGGCUUUAAACUCUAACAGCCCAGAAGCUUUUCUUCGCCUUCUGCGCUAUCCAGGUGAAGUGGUAGCUGAUGAAGAGACAUAUGGAGCCUAUGCCCAUUCAGAUUAUGGCAUGAUAGCUCUCCUCAUGACUGAUGGAGUCCCAGGGCUUCAGAUUUGCAAAGAGAGGUCGCAGCAACCUCAGGUGUGGGAGGAUGUGCCUCACAUAGAGGGGGCCAUUAUUGUGAACAUUGGAGAUAUGACAGAGAGGUGGACUAACUGUGUGUACAGGUCAACACUGCACAGGGUUAUGCCUACAGGAAAAGAACGCUAUUCUGUGGUUUUCUUUUUGGACCCAAAACCAGACACUGUUGUGGAAUGCCUUGAAAGUUGCUGCAGUGAAUCAUCUCCGCCCAGAUUCCCACCAAUCCGCAGUGCAGACUACUUUAAGGAGCGCUUCAAGCUUACAUAUGGAUCAUCCUAGAAAUAACAUUUCAUUCAUAUUUUUAUUAUGAUGCUUUAAAUAAAAUGUUGUGAUCCAACGCUACCAGCUUCGCAAGAAGAUGAUCAUUCUAAUGCUUUCCAUUCUAAGUGUAAUGGUUUUUAUUAUUAAUGAUUAAAGACCUGUGUUUGGAUGGUGAAAAAUUAAGAAGGAAAGAACACUAUGAGAAAAAACUUUUAAUAGUUUUGAAA